Messenger RNA from Uranotaenia lowii, 782 nucleotides. It is a transcript of the gene Hr83, whose product is annotated as retinoic acid receptor RXR-gamma. The record is from RefSeq and is a predicted model, not a curated record. The coding region runs from base 1 to 771 and encodes 256 amino acids. The transcript has 5 exons. Gene Ontology annotation, molecular function: nuclear receptor activity; RNA polymerase II cis-regulatory region sequence-specific DNA binding; zinc ion binding. NCBI's taxonomy places the organism in Eukaryota, Metazoa, Arthropoda, Insecta, Diptera, Culicidae. Gene Ontology annotation, biological process: cell differentiation; regulation of transcription by RNA polymerase II; anatomical structure development.
AUGGCGGCUGCGGUUUCGCUUCUUGUUUGCCGGGUCUGUGGUGAUCGGAGUUCCGGAAAACAUUACGGGUCCAUCUGCUGUGACGGUUGUUCGUGUUUCUUCAAGCGCAGCAUUCGGAAACGAGCGCUCUACAAUUGCAUCUCUGGUCGUGGAGGAUGCGCGGUGGACAAGGCCCGCCGGAACUGGUGUCCAUUUUGCCGGUUGCAAAAGUGCUUCCUGGUGGGGAUGAAUGCAACUGCUGUGCAGGAAGAACGAGGUCCUCGAAAGAUCAAACAUAGCUCAGCGCCACAAAUUUUAACUCAGGUCCUGGUGGCCUGCAUACGGCAGGCCAGAGUUAACGAAAGCUUUGCUUUAUUCAGUAGAGAACAGCAGAAUCGUAUCCUGCGACACGUUUGGUUCGAAUGCUUUCUUCUAAGAGUUGCCAAUUGGUCUAUAGAUAUUUCAGCAAUCGUCAAUAGAUGUUCAGAUGAGAUAUUGAAGAACAUUGUCUACAACACCAAAUCGUUGCAGGUGGAUUUGAUUGAAAUUGCGCUGAUGGAAACAUUGAUCCUUUGCCGUAAAGCGUCGUCGGAGGGCGGGUCAAACGGGACGACGACACUGAUGCCGCCCCCUUUUGCCCUCCCCCCUCCGCUUUGCUACAGAUUCGGCAAAUUGCUGCUCGGGUUGCGAGGUUUAUCGAUGCCCUGCUACGAGUCCUCGGUACGUGCCAUGUUUCGGGCGGUCACAGGAGGGGACGAUACCCUAAUGGAGCACUUUGUAACCAAAUUAUAGGGAGCCCCGGU